This is a messenger RNA of Loxodonta africana (African savanna elephant), 1097 nucleotides long. RefSeq names its product olfactory receptor 14A16-like. The record is from RefSeq and is a predicted model, not a curated record. Gene Ontology annotation, biological process: G protein-coupled receptor signaling pathway. Gene Ontology annotation, molecular function: G protein-coupled receptor activity; olfactory receptor activity; odorant binding. Bases 66 to 1046 code for a protein of 326 amino acids. The transcript has a single exon. NCBI's taxonomy places the organism in Eukaryota, Metazoa, Chordata, Mammalia, Proboscidea, Elephantidae. Gene Ontology annotation, cellular component: membrane.
GUUUAGCAUUAUAUAGGAACAAUUAGUAUUCUUUAUCCCUUUACUCAUGACUUUUGUAUUUUUUAAUGCAGAUUACUCCAUUGAGAAUGAACAAUAUCUCAGCGGUGACAGAAUUUCUUCUUGUAGGUUUUUCUGGCCCGUGGAAGCUUCAGUUAUUACAAGCUGGGACUUCCAUAGUGAUUUACCUGGCAGCCCUGAUGGAGAAUGGUCUCAUUAUCACCAUAACCUCUUUGGACCCAUGCCUUCGCAAACCCAUGUACUUCUUCUUAAGGUAUCUCUCCCUCUUUGAUCUUUGCCUCAUUUCUGCAGUUGUGCCCAAAGCUAUUAUCAACUCCUUGACCCACAGCAACUACAUCUCUUUCCUUGGCUGUGUCAUCCAGCUCUUUCUGGUGAUCUUUUCAGCAACCACAGAGCUGUUCCUCCUCACAGCGAUGGCCAUUGACCGCUAUGCUGCCAUCUGCCAUCCCCUGCACUAUGAAGUCAUCAUGAACAGGGCCAAGUGUGUGCAGAUGGCAUCUCUGUCUUGGCUCAGUGGUGGUUUGAUAUGUGUGAUACACACUGCAGUUACCUUUUCUUUAUCUUACUGUGGAGUCAGUGAAAUUCAACAAUUCUUCUGUGAUAUUCCCCAGUUGUUAGCUAUUUCUUGCUCAGAAUAUAUAUUUGCAGAGAUUGCACUCAUUCUCAUUAAUGCAGUACUAGAUUUCUGCUGCUUUGUUUGUAUCAUCAUCUCUUACAUUUGCAUCUUCUCCACUGUCAGGAAGAUUCCAUCCAUAGAAGGACAGUCAAAAGCCUACUCCACUUGCCUCCCACACCUGGCAGUGGUUGUUCUGUUCCUCUCAACUGCCUUUGGUGCUUAUCUAAAACCUAUUUUAGGGUCUGCAUCCUUCAAUGAUCUCAUUCUAUCUGCUUUAUAUAUUGUGUUGCCCCCUUCCCUUAAUCCAAUCAUAUACAGCCUGAGAAACGAGGCCAUGAAGGUUGGUUUAGAGAAGUUAAUCACUACAAAGCUCUUGACAAAGAAAAACCUUCUUAUUUUCCUUCAAGAAUAGAGCUAUCCCUCCUAUUAGCAUUGAUAUAAGGGUUAAUCCAAACUGGUCUGU